Molecule: messenger RNA, 952 nt
Organism: Lutra lutra (Eurasian river otter)
Lineage: Eukaryota; Metazoa; Chordata; Mammalia; Carnivora; Mustelidae
Gene: NMU
Product: neuromedin U
Exons: 10
Coding region: 265-798 (177 amino acids)
Biological process (GO): regulation of smooth muscle contraction
Molecular function (GO): neuromedin U receptor binding
Source: RefSeq, a predicted model, not a curated record
GGGGAGUCGGGGGCGGGCAGCGGGUCGCUAGUGACGCGACGGAGGCCGGGGGCGGUGGGCCCCGAGGUGACGCGCGUGGGGCCCGCGCCGUCUCAGCCCACGUGUCCGGGAGAUUUAAAAGUUGGCGGCGCGCGGGGAGGUCCGCUUGGCCGCGGAGCCCCGGGAGCUGCGUGCAGAAGACACAGAGGCACUGCCAGGCUCCCGCGUGGAGUGCUGGCCCGGGCAGCGCAGAGUCCGAGCCCCGAGCCUCCCUCCAGAGCCGAGAUGCCGCAAGCAGCCAGCCGUCUUCGCCCCGCGGCCGCCCCGGGACAGGUGGCCGCCGCGUCCCGGACCCUGCUGCUGCUGCUGCUGCCGCUGCUCGCCUGCUACGUGGGCACCUGCCUAGGUGCCCCAGUAUUAUCUCAAGGAUUACAGCCUGAACAAGAACGACAGCUGUGGAAUGAGAUAGAUGACGCUUGUUCGGCCUGGCUGUCCCUUGAUUCUCAGCCUCAGGCAUCCAAUGCAUUGGAGGAGCUUUGCAUCACAAUUAUGGGAACUCUACCAAAGCCCCAGGAAACAGAUGAAAAAGAUAAUACCAAAAGGUUCUUAUUUCAUUAUUCAAAGACACGGAAGCUGGGCAAUUCAAAUGUUGUGUCAUCUGUCGUCCAUCCGCUACUGCAGCUUGUUCCUCAACUGCAUGAGAGAAGAAUGAAGAGGUUCAGACUGGACGAAGAAUUCCAAGGUCCUAUUGCAAGCCAAGUUCGAAGACAGUUUUUGUUCAGGCCACGCAAUGGAAGAAGAUCAGAAGGUUACAUUUAAAAUGGAUACCAACUAUUUUUCGCAGAAGCAGUACCAGGGAAUGCAAAAUGUUGACAUUUUGUUUUCUUCUCAGAAAAACUGCUUGCUAAACUUACCAUGUGUGAGAAUCCCUGUGUUGUAAACAUUCUCAAUAAAAGUUGGUUGAGAGUAUAAA